This is a messenger RNA of Podospora pseudocomata, 1491 nucleotides long. RefSeq lists its product as uncharacterized. The transcript is spliced from 6 exons. The record is from RefSeq and is a predicted model, not a curated record. Lineage: Eukaryota; Fungi; Ascomycota; Sordariomycetes; Sordariales; Podosporaceae. Bases 1 to 1491 code for a protein of 496 amino acids.
AUGACGGCCGAUGAAAAGCACAACUUCUUUGUCGGCGUGCUCGAGAAGUCCACCUCCAAGAAGGGGCUUGACGAGACAGAGGAGGUGUCCCAUCUGUUCAAGGAGCACGGCCACAUGAACGGCAUGCUUGAAAAGCUCGCUCUGUCCAUCCAUGCGCUCAUGGGACAGGUCGAACCGAAGCCCAGCGUGCAGGGCUCGUACCCGUUCGACAUGGCACUGUACUCGGUGUUGGACACGUGCAUGACCAGCCGGCAUCCUGAAUUUGAUCGUCUUGGCAAGAUGGGGUACAAUAACCAGCGUGACAAGGCGUUCAACACGGUGCCGCCUGUCGUGGAUGAGCUCAGCCGAGGCAUGGUUGCUAUCUUUUGGCGGGAGGGCGACAACAUCAUCAAUGCCGGGCUCGCCGCCGCCGGUGUCAACGUCAAGCCAACAGUCUUUCGCAAGCGUCACCCGUUGUACUGCGGCCUCUGGGUCUCCGACAUGCGAAACCAGCUACACUUCCUUGGUAUACGGCUCAAGCGGUCGUUUGGCAACAAGAAGUGGGACGAGAUGGAACUGUUUUUCGACAAGUUCUUUAUUGGCAAGGCCCUAUCCAACAUUGAAGAAUACUACAAGCAGCUCUUGUCUCGUCAUGGGAUUCUCCGCUGGCAACUUCACCCCCAACACCCGCAACAAGGGCGUGUCAACAGGGUCUUCAGGGGCAGAUUCCGUCCCGACUCUAGCCGGAUUAACCUCAACGCAGAAGACGGCGUGCCUGGCUCCUCAGUCCACCUCAUCGACUUCUUGGCUCAUGCCCUUGAAGCAGAAAUCCUGCCGCAGGAGCCGGAUUACUUCCUUGGCCAUCGCAUCUGCUGGACCUUGCUGCGUAAGCUCAAGACGGCCAUCGAAGGCGACAUGCUCAAGUGGCUUGGCCCCAGGUACAUUGAGAAGGAAUAUCAGUUGCCCUUCCUGGUUGGAUACGUCUUCCGUUCCCUCAUCGGCGACCAGGGCACGAUCCACGGAAACAUCACCACCUCCCAGCGGCUCCCCGGCACAGACCUGUUCCACAAAGCAGCCCAGGUCUAUCUUUACAUCUUUGGAGGCGAGGACGGAGAGGUGGAGCGUGGCCAGGUCAAGAACGGGAUUGAUGUGUUCCACGCAAUGGCAAAGAUGAGAAAGGUCAUCCCCGAUGAUCCGCACCCUGCAUCUCAGUCCCAUUACAACGGCGUCGGCGCCAGCAGGGGCAUCCUGAACUCUGCGAACAUGAACGACGAAUGGGAUAAGGACUAUGAUGAGGACUAUGACAGCGAUUACAGCGAUGGCACGGCUGGUUUUACCGAGAGACUUUGCAACACUACCCGGGGUGGGGGCAGUCCGCGAUUGCAAGGCCAGGAGUUGAUGGAUGCGUACGCCGCAAUGUGGCAGGUUGCCGCGAGAGGAGCGAGGCAAGGACGAGGAAUUGAUGGGCUGGUGAGAGAAGUGGAGGAGCAGAUGGGAAGAGUACUGGGAUAA